AUGAGUACAUUGGAAGAAAUUUUGUUUAAACAAAACCAAGUUAUGCGCUCGAUCGAACGUGCACUUACCAAUUAUAAAAAGCUGGGUCAAGCUAAAAUGACUCCAGCUACCACCCGGAACCGGAUGAACAUGCUAAAAGAGGCAUACCAACAGUGCCAAGACCUGGACGCGAAAAUCGUCGCCAUGGCGGAUCUACAAGCCAGAUCAACUCUUCAGUACUUCGUCGACAACCAUUUCGAAAGAUGUGAGGAGUGCUAUCAGGAGUCCCUGGACUACAUGUCGGAGAUCCUGGAUAAGACAUCCUCGACCCAGGAGACAGCAUCCGAGAAAGGGAAUCUUCAACCAGUGAAGCUACGCUCGCAAUCGUUGCUGCCUCAAAUCCAGCUGCCGUCUUUUGAUGGAACCUUCGAACAAUGGGAGAGUUUCCGAGAUAAGUUUCAAUCUAUAGUAAUUAAUGAUAAUUCUUUGUCAAAUGUUGAGCGUUUGCAUUUUCUUUGUUCCGCUUUAACCGGCGACGCAAAAAAAGCGGUUAAUCAUUUACCUACCACCGAUGCAAAUUUCGAGGUCGCGUGGCAGUUAGUUAAAAAUAGAUACGAAAACAAACGCCGGUUACUUUCGACCUAUUUAAAUAAUUUGUUUUCGUUACCGCAAGUGACCUCUGAAUCUGCGAAAGAGCUCCGCAGUUUACGCGAUCAGUUAAACGUUUCGAUACACGGUUUGAAAAAUUUGAAACGACCCGUCGAACAUUGGGACGACGUAAUUGUUUUCCUCGGUACACAAAAACUUGACCGUUCCUCCCGAAAGGCGUGGGAGUUACAAUUCGGUGAUACAUCAGAAUUGUCUACUUAUGUCGAAUUCGACAAGUUUUUGGAGGCUCGAGUUCGGGCUUUAGAGUCAAUGUCGCCAAUAAAAACUGAUAAACCGGAAAACGUAACUGUUAAAUCAAAACCGAAAACAAUUUCAACGAACACGUCUACCGUGUCGCCAAUUAUAUGUCCUGUAUGUAAACAGAACCACUUGUUAUAUCAAUGUCAAACAUUUCAGGCGCUUGAGCCUUCCGAACGGUUUAAAUUAAUUAAAUCCCAACGAAGAUGCGUUAAUUGUUUUUCCGCGAAGCAUGCGAAAGAACAAUGCCACAGUCAAAGAAGCUGUAAAGAAUGUAAACAGCGACAUCACACUCUGUUGCAUUUUCCGAUAAAACCGGAGCAGUCCAGCGUGAGUCAGUCAAAUCAGACGUCGGCUACCAAUCCGAAUUCAGAACUUGAAAUCAGCUCGAAUUCUGCGUCGCGAACGAAAACUAAUACCGGCAUUCUUCUUUCAACAGCUCGCAUCCGAGUGCACUCAUUGCAGGGUCGAACAGUACAAGCACGCGCAUUAUUGGAUCAAGGGUCAGUCGCAACUCUAAUAUCAGAGAACCUAGCCCAAAUUUUGCGACUCCCGAGAAACAAACAAAAUACAUGCAUAACCGGAAUAGGAGGAAUACAGUCGUGGGCUAAUCACACCGCUCGCAUCACGAUUACUCCGUUGGUAAGAACCGAGCCUGUAUACUCGACAACUGCUAUUAUUUUGAAAACUUUAACACAAUACACUCCAAAACGACAUUCUUCCGUAACUAAUUGGAAUCAUAUUGCAGGACUUGAAUUGGCCGAUACAGACCCCAUGAGCUCAGAUCCGAUCGAUAUCGUUAUCGGUGCGGAUUUGUUUGGUCAAUUAUUAUUGGACGGAGUUCGGAAAGGUUCUACAAGUGAACCGAUCGCGCAAAAUACACACCUGGGAUGGAUCCUAUCUGGUCCUACGUCCACUCAUCCUCUUCCUUUCUUUAUAGAUGCCCAUCACGCUACGUUGUUAGAAAAUCUCGAUGCAGAUCUUCGCCGCUUCUGGGAAGUGGGAAAUAUCCCAACUCAAUCAGUGCUCUCACCUGAGGAAGAAAAAUGUGAAUUACACUUUCAAUCCUCUCAUACUCGUACGUCGGAAGGGCGUUACAUAGUUCGACUCCCGUUCAAGAGCGAACCCCCUAUAGAUUUAGGCGAAUCUCGUUUUGCCGCGAUGAAAAGUCUUCUCUCUCUUGAAAGACGCUUUAAAAGCGACCAAGUAAAUACCGAAACUUAUAAAGAAUUCCUCUCAGAAUACGAAGCCUUAGGCCAUAUGGAAAGGGUUCCAACUGUCCCGGUUCAAACAACCAACCAAAUUUAUUAUAUUCCUCAUCACGCAGUUCUUCGCGAAAGUAGUUCGACAACUCGUCUUCGCGUCGUAUUUAACGCUUCCCGCCGAACUUCAAACGGCACUUCUCUAAAUGAUCAUCUUUUAACUGGACCCAAACUCCAAACCGAUCUAAUUGCAAUCCUCCUCCGGUGGAGAGGAUUCCGGUUUGUACAUACCACAGACAUCGAGAAAAUGUACCGUCAGAUUUUAGUUGAUACACGAGAUACAGAUUUUCAACGCAUUUCAUGGCGUCCCUCGUCGCAACAGUCCGUUGAGGAGUAUCAACUCUGUACCGUCACGUAUGGCACUAAAUCAGCUCCUUAUCAAGCUCUUCGCGUUUUAAAUCAGCUGGCAGUGGACGAAGGUCAUCAAUAUCCUCUAGCUCUUCCAACGACAAAGAUCUCUUGCGAACAAUCCGCGACCAGACCAUAA
This is a messenger RNA of Osmia bicornis bicornis, 2634 nucleotides long. RefSeq lists its product as uncharacterized. The transcript is spliced from 2 exons. The record is from RefSeq and is a predicted model, not a curated record. The coding region runs from base 1 to 2634 and encodes 877 amino acids. NCBI's taxonomy places the organism in Eukaryota, Metazoa, Arthropoda, Insecta, Hymenoptera, Megachilidae.